GCGCAGCGGCUCGCUCAGAAUCCUUCGAGGACGCACGCACUGAACCUGGGAGACUGAGGAAGGCGGCGAGGUGAUGGCUGAUAAAGAAUUUGUGUGGUCUUUGUGGAAGCGCCUCCAUACAGCAAACCCAGAUCUCACAGAAGCAGUCAGUCUGGUUGUGGAAAGAGAAAAAACUAAAGCUGAAGCCAAGGAUAGAAAAGUGUUAGAAAUUUUGCAAGUCAAAGAUGCUAGAAUAAAAGAGUUGCAAAAGAGAGAAUCAGGAUUACAACAGGAAAUAAAUACCCUUGUAGAAAAGAAAAUUGCUGUGGAUGAAGAAAAUGUUUUCUUAAAGAAAGAAUUGAGUGACUUACAGAAGAAAUUUAAAGAUCAAAGUCAAGAGCUUAAGAACACUAAGGAGAGGGUACAGAAGAAGGAAGAGAAAAACAUACUAAUUAUCAAAGAGCUGGAGGAGGAAAACAAGGAAUUAAGUAUACGCUGUGCUGAACUGCUAAAUGAUCUGGAGAACCUGAGGAAGCAGGAAACACAAUGGAAAAAAGAAAAACAUGACAUUGAUUGCAAAAUGAAGAUUUCUGCAGCGGAUUUAACUGAAGCAAAGAGAAAAAUCGAGGAAUCAUGGCUUAAAUGCAAAGAAUUGACAUUACAAUUGAAUCAAAAGCAGGCUGAAAUAAAGCAGAAGGAUGUGGAUAUCACUUUAGUCAAGAAAGAGUUGCAGGAGCUGCAGAAUUUUUACCAACAAAACCAGGAACACACAGCACAGCAGGCAGAGCUGAUCCGGCAACUUCAUGUUCUCAAUAUGGAUACACAGAAAGUACUGAGAAAUCAGGAAGAUGCCCACACAGUUGAAAGUAUAUCCUAUCAAAAACUUUACAAUGAAUUACUAAUUAAUUUUGAAGCAAAAAAAGCAACUGAGUCUCUGCUCCGGCAAAACAUUAUUUGUCUUAAGGAUCAACUAGUUCAAAAGGACCAUGAUAUAAUGCAAUUGACAGAAAAAAUUAAUGAAUAUGAAAAAACUUCACACUUAGUAACUCGUACCAUCUUUCUAAAUAAUAUGGAACAGGAAUUUCAGCAGCCAUCCCUUUCUAGUCUAGAAACCAUGAUGGUGUCACAAAAGUCUGAAAUUGACUUUUUACAGGAGAAAUUGAAAAUAGCAAAUGUUAAGCUAUCAGAGAAGAGUUCCUCCACCAGUAUUCAGAUAGGAAGCAUCAUCUCAGGAUUUGGAAGAAUAUAUGAGGAACCACCUGUGAAACGUUCAAGGUCUCUGUCCCCAAAGACGUGUUUUAAAGACUCCAAGGACCUCAAGAGGCUUAAAGCUGCUGAAAGGAAGAUUGAAAACUUAGAGAAGACACUGCAGCUAAAGAUCCAAGAAAAUGAUGAACUAAGAGAUGCCCAUGAAAAACGCAAAGAAAGGAUGCAGAUGUUACAGACCAACUACAGAGCAGUAAAAGAGCAAUUAAAACAGUUGGAGGAAAAGUAUAGCAAGACUGACAGAAACAAACAAAUGAGGAGAAGAGAGUCCCAGCAGUUCUUACAAGAAGAUUCUAAUGCUCUAUGGAAUGAGCUAAUAUAUUUCAAAAGGGAACACCAGAAGCUAUUGAUUGAAAAUGUGAAUCUUGAAGAAGAAUUGGAUCAACUUAGAGUUUUUAAAUCUAUGGAGUUGGCUAAAAUGCAAGAAGUGAAUGCAUAUCUGGAACAAGAAAGAGAAGAUCUACUCUACAGACUUUGUGAAGAUCAGGAAGUCAAGAAUGAUACUUCAGAGGAGAAGCUAAAACAAAAGUCAGAUGAGACAUUACAGAAGGUAACUGAUUUGGAAAAACGAUUGAAAGAUUUUGAGAAAAAGUCAAGGAAACUGAAAGAAGCAAAUAAAAAAUUAACUCAAGAAAAUGAUGAAAUGAAAUCUUCCUGUAAACAGCAGCAAGAUGAUGCAGAAGCAAAAGAAGCAGAAUUAACUCAUCUACGGAAAGAGAAGGAAGAUGUUGAAAGAGACAGAGCUAUUCUUGAAUUCAAGAUCAGGGAGCUGGAGGUAGAAAUCAAGGCUGGACGGCAGCAAAUAGUGGAAGUCAAGUUCCUAAACGAACAAGUGGCAGAAGUCAAUUUUUUGAAGGAGCAAGGAGUGGGAGUUAAUUCUCUGAAGGAAAGAAUGGCAGAAAUUAAUGAGAUGAGAAAAGAAAAUGAAAAGCUGAAGAGUCAGGUACAAGAAACAGAGGAUACAAAUCACAUUCAGAAAGCUCAUCAAAUUCAGGAGAUGCAGAGAAUGCAACGGAUGCAAGAGAUGCAGCAGAUGCAAAAUAUGCAGUGUAUGAAGGAAAUGCAGUCAGUAGAACCAAGACAAGCAAUACAGCCACUCCUACAGACCCCGAAACAGCCUCUAGUUCAGCUGCCAGUUCAGUUAUCAGCACAAGCACCAACUCAGCUACCAGCACAACUACCAAUUCAGUUACCGAUACAGCUAACAGCUCAACUACCAGCACAAAUACCCACUCAAUUGCCAGCAAGAUCACCAGCUCAGCUACCAACACAGCUACCAGCUCAAUUACCAGCACAAAUACCCACUCAAUUGCCAGCAAGAUUACCUGCUCAGGUACCAACACAGCUACCAGCUCAAUUACCAGCACAAAUAGCCACUCAACUGCCAGCAAGAUUACCUGCUCAGGUACCAACACAGCUACCAGCUCAAUUACCAGCACAAAUAGCCACUCAAUUGCCAGCAAGAUUACCUACUCAGGUACCAACACAGCUACCAGCUCAAUUACCAGCACAAAUACCCACUCAACUACCGAAAAGAUUACCAGCUCAGCUACUAACACAGCUACCAGCUCAAUUACCAGCACAAAUACCCACUCAACUAUCAGCAAGAUUACCAGCUCAGCUACCAACACAGCUACCAGUUCAGCUACCAAUCCAACUAUCAGCUCAACUACCAGCACAAUUACCAGUUCAGCUACCAACAGAGAUACCAGCUCAGCUACCAACACAACCACCAGCACAGUUACCAAUACAGCUACCAACUGAGUUUCCAGCCCAGCUAACAACUCACUCUCUUGUCCAGCCACCAGAACUACUUCCAGCCCAAGUGCAGCUACCAGCACAAUCUCUAAUCCAGUUACAAGUGGAGCCAGUUCAGCUGUACUUGGAGAAAGCUAUGCCCAAGGAGCCCAUUCUGGAAGUAGUGAGCACUGAACAAUGUAGACAAUGUAAGACAACUACCACCAAGGUUAAAUUUAAAGCAGCCAAGAAAAAAGGUGCCACGGGACAUCCCCAGGCUUUUCUCAAUCAGUCCAUCAAGGUUAUGAGCAAUAUGUUUGAGAACUAUAAGGACGACUGGGAGGAUGUGAGUGAAAGCAGUGAUUCUGAAGAACUGAUCUCUCAAAACCUAGGAACAAUUAUUGUGAAAACAUCCCAAAAAGUCAGUCCAAGAAAAGUUGAGGGGAAACAGACAGAAGAACAAACAGAAGGGAAGAAACAAAUUGUAUUAGCUAUAGAAAGUCCAAUCAAAAAGAAUAGCUAUAAUAAGGAUUGUAGAAGAUCAUUUUCACAGAAGAAGAAAAUUCAUGCUUUGAGGAGGGCAUAUGCACCAGCCACUAUUAAAGUUAACAAAGAGAGUGAGAACAAUGUAAACUUUGCAAAAUCAGUAUUAAAUGAAAGAGUUGGAUCCAUGCAGCAGCAAAUCAAUAUGCUACAGGAUUUGAAAAAGUCUACUGAAGUUUCUAUUAAGGAAUUAAGAGAUGCCAAUGAAAAGCUUACACAGCAACAAGAAAUAACUGAUCAAAAACUUCAGACUACCAAACAAAUUGUAAAGAAGCAAAAUUCAGACUUGGUUGAACUUCGCAAAGAGAAGGAAGAAUUACAAAAGAAAGUUGAGGCUGCAAAUGAAGCUAAAUCUGUAAUAGAACCUUCAAAGAACAUGCAGGCAGAAAUUAAACAGCUACAGUGUAAAUUAAAGAAUACAACAAAUGAAAUGACUAAGCUAACAUCAGAUAUAAAGUCUCUAAAAUGUGAAGUAAAGGAAAAGGAAGAACAGAUACAAGAAUUUCAAGGAAAAGUUUCUCGAAUGGAGAGGGAUUUAGUUAUGAAGAGACAUUUGAUAGAGCACUUUAAGCAGCGACAGAAAGUUAACUUGGAAAAUAAUGACAACUUUAAUGAUUUGUUAGAAAAUCUUGAGAAAAAGGUAAAAGGAUUGACUGAAGAUUGUAGUAACAAGAAAACGGCAAUUGAUUCACUGAAGCAAAUGCUUAAUGUAGUUACAAAAGAGAAGUCACGUUAUGAACAGAUGUAUAUAAAAGCUAAAGAUGAGCUGGAAAAAAAGGAUCACAAGCUUACUCACCUACUAAAUAAAAUGAGUGAGACAAAAUCUGCUAUGACAGAGCUUGAAGUAACUGCUUCUCAGCAGCUCCAUGGAUUAGCUUUACAAAGUGAACGGGCUUUUGAAACAGUGCAAAUAAAACUAAUGCGAGCCAAUGACAGAGAAGAAGAAUUCAUCACAUUUUUGAAGGGUUUAGCUAAAGAAAUAUUACAUAAUAUUCAAGAGAUGAGGGCACGAGUAAGACAUAUUAAAAAAAUAGGACAUAAUAAGACAUUUGCCAAAACUUCAACCCAAAAAGUCCAGUGUUUGGCAGCUUCUAUCCUAAAUAUUUCACCAACUGAUGUGGAAGAAAUGUUAGACUCAGAGGAUGAAGAGGAAUUGAAAAAAGCAAAGAGGGCCUGUGAACAAGAUAAGGAGUGGUUAAUAUACAUUAAUAAAAUUCUUGAAGAACAGUUUCCAUUUGCUGCAUGUUUAUUAGGAGCAAUAAUGGAAAAAAUAAAUGAGAAGAAGAAACUAGUUGAAGACUAUAUUAAAUUUAUGAAAGCUGUUGGAUAAUAUUGCAGUGGACUGUUUUUCAAAAUAUAAAAGUUUUUUAAUGUGGUAUGAUUGGAAAAAAUAUGAAUUAUAAUCAGAUACAGUAACUAUUCCAACUAUCAAUAGUCAGGUUCAAUACAAAAAAAACAGGAGUCUGUGAAACUAAUUAAUUGUCAACAAAUGAAAUUAAUUAGGUGAAUAACCAUUUAAAAGGAAAUAGUGUAGCAUUUGAUUGUUGAAUACAAAUAUUGCCACAAAUCAAUGCAAACUUAAAAAUGAUUUUCCUUCCAGUGAACAAGCUGAGAAUAUACAAAUUGACUUAAGUAUACAGAGGAACCAGCAGAUAUUUGGAAUCUAUAAUGUUGAGGUUUUAGGAAGAAAUAUACUGAAAGUAUUUUUUCUCUUAACAAGACUGCAAGUUAUAUUGUAUUUUAUAGAAGUGAGUAGACAGUUUGAUUUGUAAACAAAUAUUAAAUAAAGCAUUUUAAGUUGAGGAUAAGCUAUUAAUAAAAUAAUAAAAAUUGUAUGGUCCAAUUGUAUUUGUUAUCAUUGAAUCAU
Sarcophilus harrisii (Tasmanian devil) is the source of this 5392-nucleotide messenger RNA. RefSeq names its product centlein (gene CNTLN). Gene Ontology annotation, cellular component: centrosome; centriole. The transcript has 26 exons. Bases 74 to 4855 code for a protein of 1593 amino acids. Lineage: Eukaryota; Metazoa; Chordata; Mammalia; Dasyuromorphia; Dasyuridae. Gene Ontology annotation, biological process: centriole-centriole cohesion; protein localization to organelle. The record is from RefSeq and is a predicted model, not a curated record.